This is a messenger RNA of Entelurus aequoreus (snake pipefish), 1626 nucleotides long. RefSeq names its product protein mono-ADP-ribosyltransferase TIPARP-like. Gene Ontology annotation, molecular function: NAD+ poly-ADP-ribosyltransferase activity; zinc ion binding. Bases 1 to 1485 code for a protein of 494 amino acids. Lineage: Eukaryota; Metazoa; Chordata; Actinopteri; Syngnathiformes; Syngnathidae. The record is from RefSeq and is a predicted model, not a curated record. The transcript is spliced from 6 exons.
AUGACGCCCAAGUGCAAAGUGUUCAUUGCACAGGCGCGUGAGCGUGCAGUGCAGGCACAUACCGCUCUCAGGCUCGCCAGCGUGCAGUGCAGGCACAUACCGCUCUCAGGCUCGCCAGCGUGCAGUGCAGGCACAUACCGCUCUCAGGCUCGCCAGCGUGCAGUGCAGGCACAUACCGCUCUCUGGCUCGCCAGCGUGCAGUGCAGGCACAUACCGCUCUCUGGCUCGCCAGCGUGCAGUGCAGGCACAUACCGCUCUCAGGCUCGCCGGCAACCAGCAAGUUUGGCUCGUUUUUUGGGCGGGGAGGAAACAUGCAAGCUUUGGAUUUCUGAAAAGGAAAACAGAAAAUAUCUCAAGAUUUGGGGCUCGGUGUUUUCCCUGGACUUUGGAGCCAUGCGGGUGGGUGACCUGAAGUUUGACCGCGUCCGCCGGCUGACCACUCCCCCGAGCCCCUUCCCCGUGCCGGGGACAACCUCAGGCCCCGCCCCCAGCUGUCACACCGUGUGGAAGUACUACUGCAGAGACAACUUUGGCUGGAGGGAAUACUCUGAGCCGGUGGUGAAGCUCAUCGAAAAGGCCACGGUGAGGGGUCUGAAGGAGGUGCGCUUCAUCACGCUCCAGAACCAGUACAUCCUGAACAUCAGGGAGGGCUUCCAGCAGAACGCCAUGUUUGGCUUCAGGCGCCAGAUCAAAAAGCGACCCAUGUUCAUGUCCUCGGUGAUGCUGGCUCCCCUCUUAGAAACCUUGGGUGGUCUGGCUUCGUCGCCGCCGUCCUCCUCGUCCACGUCCGCCAUCUCCCUGAUGGACGUGUCUGCGCCACACCCUCUCUCCCCGACCACGAGCACGCCCGCGCUCUUCCCCGAGACCUGGUUGCCCAUGGCGAUGAGCCAGGACUUCCUGCAGGUGGCCAUGUCCCGGGACGACCGCAGCUACAGGACCGUGUACAGUCUGUUCCACAAGACCGUGUCCGAGACCAAGUUCAGGAUCAUCAAGAUCCUGCGGGUCCAGAACCCUUUCCUCUGGGAGAAGUACAAGAGGAAGAAGGAGUACAUGUCGCGGCGCAUGUCUGAGAUGGAGCGGCUGCUGAGCGAGCGCCACCUCUUCCACGGCACGUCUGCAGACGUGGUGGAAGGCAUCUGCAAACACAACUUUGACCCUCGUGUGUGUGGCAAACAUGCCACCAUGUUUGGUCAGGGAUCUUACUUUGCACGCAAGGCCGUCUACUCGCACAACUUCUCCAAGCCCUCGCACAAAGGAGUCCACUGCAUGUUCUUGGCCAAAGUCCUCACUGGCAGGUUCACGGUGGGUAAUCCCUCCAUGCGGCGGCCGCCCCCCGUCAGCCCCCGAGACGCCUCCAGUGACCUUUAUGACUCGUGUGUGGACAACUGGGUGGAGCCUCAGAUCUACGUCAUCUUCAACGACGACCAGAGCUACCCCUACUUUGUCAUCCACUACGAGGAGGUGCCCAGCACCGUCGCCCUCUGAGCCACGCCCCCUUCCCCACUUUGACUCCUUCACCUUUGAAACCUCACCCGAGAUCAACAACACCCGGACUCCAAGGGACUGUUUGCAGAACUAGGACGACACUCGACUGGUCAGUACUAGAGUACGUGUACGUCAGUACUA